AUGGAACCAGAAAUGGAAGCGUGUGUUUCAAAAACAGUGGCAGUGAUUGGUUGCAUAUUCAUGACAUUGUUAUAUGUUGCGAUUCUCUAUGCUCCCACUCUGAUAUUGCGUCUCCCUCCUCCUUCAUCUCUUAACAAUUUCCUCAUCAGACGCUUCAUAUGCGCUGCUAUUGCUUCUAUCCUCUCACUUCUCUUCUCUGCUCUCAUACUCCCUGUAAGAAGUGGGGAGGCAUCGGAUAUAUUUAGUGUGUAUGGCAUUCGAGCGGAUCAUAUUUGGCAAGCUGUGGUCUUUCCUCUUUUCCUCACUUCUCUUAUGUAUGCUGGAAGUUUGGUCCUCAAGUGUCUGUUGUUGGUGAAUUCAUGGAAGACAGACUUUGAUAAUGGUGGAGAGUUUUUGUUUGACCGCAUCAAAAGUAUAACCCAAACAUUCCUCAGUUACUUGCUUUCUAUUGCAUCCAAUCUUCUAGCUUGGCGUAACUAUGUUGUGGCACCAUUAACAGAGGAGUUGGUGUUUAGGGCAUGUAUGAUACCUUUACUUCUCUGUGGAGGAUUCAAGAUAUAUACUGUCAUUUUUAUCUGCCCUAUCUUCUUCAGCUUGGCUCAUUUGAACCACUUAAUGGAAAUCUAUAGAUCUCAAAACUAUAGCUUGCUAAAAGCUUCCAUGGCUGUAGGUCUUCAACUUGGCUACACAGUCGUCUUUGGUUGGUAUGCUUCUUUUCUCUUUGUGCAGACAGGGCAUCUUGUUGCGCCAUUAAUUGCUCAUGUAUUUUGCAAUUUCAUGGGAUUGCCUGUGAUGGUUGCCAGGAGGAGAGGACUAGUGACUGUAGCCUUCAUAGCUGGAAUCGUGGCAUUCGUAUGGCUUCUUUUUCCAAUCACGAAGCCGGAUUUGUAUAACUACAGAACAGAGAAUUGCAAAUGUUGGAAUGGAUAUUGUUCAUGGAAUUGAACUUUGAACGUAUGAAAUCUUUGGAAGAAAUUGAUUUGCAUGCAUAUGGGCCUAAUUCAGUAGCAACGGGAAAUGAAAACCUUAUGUUAAGUUAUUAAUUUUUUAUUUAUUUAUGUUAUUUACAUUUUCAAAAGCUUACUCUGUUGCUUUAGUUUUUACUUUUUCGGUCGAGAGAUGCUAAAGAUUCUUUCUUUUUUCUAACUUCAGUAUACCUGUCGUCAGUUUUCCUUGUUAAAUCUAACACCUUGAGGGGCAAAAGGUAACUCA
Molecule: messenger RNA, 1212 nt
Organism: Pistacia vera
Lineage: Eukaryota; Viridiplantae; Streptophyta; Magnoliopsida; Sapindales; Anacardiaceae
Product: CAAX prenyl protease 2
Exons: 8
Coding region: 1-945 (314 amino acids)
Biological process (GO): CAAX-box protein processing
Cellular component (GO): endoplasmic reticulum membrane
Molecular function (GO): metalloendopeptidase activity
Source: RefSeq, a predicted model, not a curated record